AUGUCGUUGUGCCAGAACCGUCUACAAGAAGAGCGAAAGCAAUGGCGUCGCGAUCACCCAUUUGGCUUUGUCGCAAAGCCGAAACGUGCCCCGCAGGGUGGCCUGGACCUGAAGAACUGGGAAUGUGCUAUUCCAGGGAAGGCUAACACUCUCUGGGAAGGUGGACUUUUUAAAAUCGACCUGAUUUUCCCCGAUGGCAAAUUCACGCCGGCACUUUUCCACCCAAAUGUUUAUCCUUCCGGGACGGUCUGCCUGUCAAUUCUGAAUGAGGAGGAGGGUUGGCGACCUGCAAUCACUAUUAAGCAACUCUUGCUUGGCAUCCAAGAUCUCCUGGAUGACCCAAACCCCGAGUCACCUGCGCAGGCUGAGGCCUACAACCUCUUUAAGAAGGACCGCCCCCAAUACGAACGCAGGGUCCGCAUGGUUGUCAAGGAAAAUCAGCCCAACUAG
Molecule: messenger RNA, 450 nt
Organism: Penicillium digitatum Pd1
Lineage: Eukaryota; Fungi; Ascomycota; Eurotiomycetes; Eurotiales; Aspergillaceae
Source: RefSeq, a predicted model, not a curated record